Daucus carota subsp. sativus is the source of this 2236-nucleotide messenger RNA. Its product is annotated as glutamate--cysteine ligase, chloroplastic. The coding region runs from base 284 to 1858 and encodes 524 amino acids. Lineage: Eukaryota; Viridiplantae; Streptophyta; Magnoliopsida; Apiales; Apiaceae. Gene Ontology annotation, molecular function: glutamate-cysteine ligase activity. The transcript is spliced from 16 exons. The record is from RefSeq and is a predicted model, not a curated record. Gene Ontology annotation, biological process: glutathione biosynthetic process; modified amino acid biosynthetic process.
AAUCAUACCCUCACCCCCACCCUACCAACACCCUCGCCGCCUCUCCUUUCCAACACUUCCCCACUAAAAAGCUCCGCUUCACCACCACCCUCACAAUAAAAAAAUAAUUUCACCUUUCUGCCUCGGGCCUCGCAAAGCCAACCAUAUUUAUUCCCUCUUUUCGAUUAAAUAAAGGUGAAUUCUCUCUAUUAUCUCCUCUCUUUCGUCACUUCAUUGAUUUCGCAAUUCAAUUUUUCUUCUUCUCGAUUCGAUUCGAUUAUUUUAUUUCGAUUCUCUGAUUGCUAUGGCAACUUUAUCAAUGGGUUCGUCAUACUGCAUUCCAUCUGAGAGCCUACAGCAUAGAGCUGGUCAGAAUGUCUAUGGCAUUGCAAACAAUAUGGAGGCAUCCCGAAUAAAAGGAUCUUGUGUUAGCUUUGCUUCUUUGACAUGUGACGAGCGAAACCCAUUACAAAAUUUACGUUCGGAGGGCAUCAGAUUAGGUAGAAAACGUGGGCAACAUGUGAUUGUUGCUGCUAGUCCUCCUACAGAAGAUGCUGUGGUUGCUACAGAACCUUUGACAAAAGAGGAUCUAGUGGCAUAUCUAGCUUCUGGAUGCAAGCCCAAAGAAGAGUGGAGAAUAGGAACUGAACACGAGAAGUUUGGAUUUGAGUCUGAAACAUUGCGACCUAUGAAGUAUGAACAGAUAUCGGAAUUGCUUUAUGGUAUUUCUGAAAGAUUUGAUUGGGAUAAAAUAAUGGAAGGCGACUACAUUAUUGGACUCAAGCAGGGGAAGCAAAGCAUAUCGCUGGAACCUGGUGGUCAAUUUGAGCUUAGUGGUGCACCCCUUGAAACUCUGCAUCAAACUUGUGCUGAGGUCAAUUCCCACCUUUACCAGGUGAAAGCCGUAGCAGAAGAGAUGGGGAUCGGAUUUCUAGGGAUUGGUUUCCAGCCAAAAUGGGAAAGAAAAGACAUACCUGUAAUGCCGAAGGGAAGAUAUGAAAUUAUGAGGAAUUAUAUGCCCAAAGUUGGUACACUCGGACUCGAUAUGAUGUUCAGGACUUGUACGGUUCAGGUUAAUUUGGACUUCAGUUCUGAAGCUGACAUGAUCAGGAAAUUUCGUGCUGGUCUUGCAUUACAGCCUAUUGCAACAGCAUUGUUUGCUAAUUCACCUUUUACGGAAGGAAAGCCUAAUGGUUACCUCAGCAUGAGAAGUCAAAUAUGGACAGACACAGAUAACAAUCGAGCUGGAAUGCUUCCCUUUGUGUUUGACAAUUCCUUUGGGUUUGAGCAGUAUGUUGAUUAUGCUCUUGACGUCCCAAUGUACUUCGUAUACCGCAAGAAGAAAUAUAUUGAUUGUGCUGGACUAUCCUUCAGGGACUUUUUGGCUGGAAAACUUGCUCCUAUUCCUGGUGAAUAUCCUAACCUCAAUGAUUGGGAGAAUCAUUUGACAACAAUAUUUCCAGAGGUCAGGCUUAAGAGAUACUUGGAAAUGAGGGGUGCUGAUGGCGGACCUUGGAGGAGGUUAUGUGCAUUGCCUGCGUUUUGGGUAGGUAUAUUAUACGAUGAAGUCUCGUUGCAAAAGGUUUUGGAUAUGAUAGCCGACUGGACAAUGGAAGAAAGAGAGAUGCUGAGAAAUAAGGUCCCGGUAACUGGUUUAAAAACACCAUUCCGAGAUGGAUUAUUGAAGCAUGUUGCCCAAGAUGUCAUGCAAUUAGCGAAGGAUGGCUUGGAAAGGAGAGGCUUUAAGGAAACAGGGUUCUUGAAUGAAGUGGCAGAGGUGGCUAGAACAGGCGUGACACCUGCUGAGAAGCUUCUCGAGUUGUACCAUGGGAAUUGGGGAGAAAGUGUGGAUCCAGUAUUUCAGGAGCUUCUUUACUGAAUGCUCAAUGGUACUUGUGAUUCAGUUUGCGUGUGCUCUUCAAUCGUACAAUUGAAGAUGUACCUUUGUCAGUUUGUUGUUUAGUCAGUUCAUCAAGUAUAGUCACAACUUCAAAGCAGGAAUAAUGUGAUAUCUAUCUAUCACAAUGAAUCUUCACAUCAGGUGCACACCUGUAUCACUAAUGUUUCCAUGCAAAUGGGGAACAGUUCCGCAAUGUAUUUCAUGCCUUUUUUUUGUAUGUGCACUUUAUCUUCAGUUUGGGGUUCAGAUUUGAUCUUCUAAAACAUGGUUCAUAUUAGAACUCAUUUGUGAGAUUUAUGUCUUCAGAUGUAAUUUGUAUGGCAUCGAAAGUUGGUGCAAGUAAUUUAUUCCCCUUAA